This is a messenger RNA of Oncorhynchus gorbuscha (pink salmon), 1362 nucleotides long. RefSeq names its product NME/NM23 family member 7 (gene nme7). Bases 221 to 1288 code for a protein of 355 amino acids. Gene Ontology annotation, molecular function: nucleoside diphosphate kinase activity; ATP binding. Gene Ontology annotation, biological process: UTP biosynthetic process; CTP biosynthetic process; GTP biosynthetic process. Gene Ontology annotation, cellular component: centrosome. The record is from RefSeq and is a predicted model, not a curated record. Lineage: Eukaryota; Metazoa; Chordata; Actinopteri; Salmoniformes; Salmonidae. The transcript is spliced from 12 exons.
UUAUUUUUUUGCAUUCGUUGCAAAUUCUGUGCAAAUUUGCGUCCUAUAUUCAUGUAAAAGCCUCCAAGUUAUUUAUUUGUUGUUUUAUAUAUAUAUUUUUUACCCGUGUUAAACAUUUCUGCGCAUGUUGCUAUGGUGAUAUGUUGUACAACGAAGCUAACUAGCUAACUGCUACAAUAGCCACACGAACUGUCGUCAUCGGGGAUCUCUAUCUAAAAUAAUGGAGACCAGUACAGAGGAGCGUUUUGCCUUCCUGGCAGAGUGGUAUGACCCCAGUGCUGCUCUCCUGCGCCGCUACCAGCUGCUGUUCUACCCCAAAGAUGGCUCUGUGGAGAUGUUUGAUGUGAAGAACCAGCGUACCUUCCUGAGGCGGACCAAAUACGAUGAGCUUCACCAGGAGGACCUGUUUGUUGGAAACCGUGUGAACGUGUUCUCCCGCCAACUCGACCUGAUUGGAUAUGGAGACCAGUAUACAGGAAACAAGCUCGGCAGCAAGAAAGAGAGAACUCUUGCUAUGAUAAAACCAGAUGCAGUCAACAAGAUGGGAGACAUUCUACAGAUGAUCAAUGAUGCCAACCUGAUCCUAACCAAAGCCAAAAUGACAAAGCUGACAUGGAAGCAGGCGGCAGACUUUUACACUGAACAUCAGACAAAGUCUUUCUUCAACAACCUGGUGCAGUUUAUGACCUCUGGCCCCGUGGUUGCCAUGGAGCUGAUGGGUGACGAGGCAGUGUCAGUGUGGAGAAGGAUUCUAGGCCCCACUGACUCGGGCGUAGCACGGAAAGAGGCCCCACCAAGCCUGAGAGCUCAGUUUGGCACAGAUGGCACCAGAAACGCUGGACAUGGGUCUGACUCACUGGCUUCAGCAGCAAGAGAGCUGGAGUUUUUCUUCCCAUCCACAGCGGGCCAUGGUCCCGCUAACACGGCCAAUUGCACAGACUGUGCCUGUUGCGUCAUCAAACCUCACGCUAUAUCAGAAGCCCUGACAGGAAAGAUCCUCCACUCCAUCUCAGCAGCAGGUUUUGAGAUCUCAGCCUUGCAGAUGAACAUGGUGGCAGAGCUAUGUUCUGGACCCUGCAUGGCCCUGGAGAUCAGAGGGACUGAUGCCCCGAAGACCUUCAGGGAGUUCUGUGGACCAGCUGAUCCAGAGAUUGCUCGUCAUCUUCGUCCCGACUCGUUAAGAGCUCUGUAUGGUAAAACCAAAGUACAGAAUGCUGUCCACUGCACUGACCUCCCCGAAGACGGGGUACUGGAGAUCCAAUAUUUCUUCAAGAUUUUGGAUGGAUGAAGAUUAUUACACAAAUACACAUUCCAUUUCUAUGAGUAUGUAUUUAAAUAAAAGAGACAUUGACCACGGGAUAA